AUGUUUCUCGGCAAGCAGCCCGUUUCGCUACCGGAACUUGCGCAACUGUACAUCGGUCUUUCCGAACGAUUGACCGUAACAUCCUCCGCAAGAGAAAAGGCUCUUUCCCGUCUUUCAUCGCGAGUCGCGCGUGUUUCUCGCGAAUGGCACGAGACUAUCGAACACGGAGUUGUUGCCUGGAAAUACGGGGGCUGGUUCUUGGUCGGAAUUGGACGGUCCAAAGACGUUGAACACGGAGACGCGUCGUACAACGGCGGCGGCGGACAGGCCGCUGGACACGGCGGUGAUUUACACGGGGACGGUUUACAUGAGGGUGGUUUACACGCCGGCGGAUUACACGGCGGCAGAUUGCACGGAGCACGGAGGUGGGUCAGACCCGAGGUGGAUGCCAUGGCCACGGGUUGCGAGCUGGCGGGACAUGGUACACAGGCACAACAGUAA
Molecule: messenger RNA, 441 nt
Organism: Vollenhovia emeryi
Lineage: Eukaryota; Metazoa; Arthropoda; Insecta; Hymenoptera; Formicidae
Product: cold and drought-regulated protein CORA-like
Exons: 2
Coding region: 1-441 (146 amino acids)
Source: RefSeq, a predicted model, not a curated record